CAUGAGAAUCAUGAUAACUGCAUCAGAUAAGAUUAAUGAAAAAGAUGAUCAGACGGUGGUGGAAGAUGAAGAAAAAGUAUCAAAAGAAUCAACGGUGGAUGUGAAUCCAUUUCAUAGCUUGGCUAAUGAGAUCCUUAGUGCCAUCUUUAAGUGCUUGGGAUUUGAUCAUUCCUUCUCGAGUAAACAAUCCAUAGACCAAGAUCAUAUUAAGGGUUCUUAUGAGGAUAAGGGAGUGGUGGAGGAAGAAAUAACUGCAAGGAGCACUAAGAUUGAGAGGAAGAGGCAGACACCGCCACCGCUCGACGGAGGAGGUAAUCCCAAGACGAAUUAAAAUCCAUUUUCUUUUUAAUUAAUUAUUUAUAUAUAUGUUUAUAAUAUCUAUAGUUUGAGUUUAUUUCAUAAAAAAUAAACUAUAAUUCUAGAACUAAGGUGAUGUUUGUUUCAUUUUCAUUUU
Messenger RNA from Impatiens glandulifera, 454 nucleotides. RefSeq lists its product as uncharacterized. Lineage: Eukaryota; Viridiplantae; Streptophyta; Magnoliopsida; Ericales; Balsaminaceae. The record is from RefSeq and is a predicted model, not a curated record. The transcript has 2 exons. The coding region runs from base 2 to 331 and encodes 109 amino acids.